AUGUACACACCUCACCCUGUUGCAAAGUGGACAGUGCCAGAAUACUUCAGCAGAGAGUGUUGCUCUUCUGAUAGUUUCUACCUUGGCCAGGUGAUUGAAGCUUCGGAUGUCUUGCUGGAGGUGUUGGAUGCCAGAGAUCCUCUUGGUUGUAGGUGCCCCCAAGUAGAAGAGGCCAUUGUCCAGGGUGGACAAAAGAAACUGGUGCUUGUAUUAAAUAAAUCAGAUUUGGUGCCGAAGGAGAAUUUAGAAAACUGGCUUAAUUAUUUGAAGAAGGAAUUGCCAACAGUAGUGUUCAAAGCCUCCACAAAACUGAAGGACAAAGGGAAGAUGACCAAGGUAAGGAAGAAACGUGCUCCAUUCAAAAGUGAAGUCUGUGUUGGGAAAGAAGGCCUUUGGAAGCUUCUUGGAAGUUUUCAAGAGACUUACAGUAAAGCCAUUCAGGUUGGAGUAAUUGGUUUCCCAAAUGUGGGGAAAAGCAGCAUCAUCAACAGCUUAAAACAGGAACAGAUAUGUAACGUUGGUGUGUCCAUGGGACUUACAAGGAGUAUGCAGGUUGUCCCCCUGGACAAACAAAUCACAGUCCUAGAUAGCCCAAGUUUCAUCGUGUCUCCGGCUAACUCCGCCACUGCACUGGCUCUGAGAAGUCCAGCUAGUAUUGAAGCAGUAAAAGCAGUGGAGGCUGCGAGUGCCAUCCUGUCCCAGGCUGACACUCGACAGGUAGUACUGAGAUUUACUAUUCCAGACUUUAAGAAUUCUCUGGAGUUUUUUACUUCACUUGCUCAGAGAAGAGGACUGCAGCGAAAAGGUGGAGGCCCAAAUGUAGAAGGUGCUGCCAAGCUGCUGUGGUCUGAGUGGACAGGUGCCUCCUUGGGUUACUAUUGCCAUCCGCCUACAUCCUGGGCUCCUCCUCCACAUUUCACUGAGGGCAUCAUAACGGACAUGAACCGGGGCUUUAAUCUGGAGGAGCUGGAGAAGAACAAUACACGCAGCAUACAGGCCAUCAGGGGACCCCGUUUGGCCAGUAGCAUCCUUUUCCAGUCUUCAGGUCUGACAAAUGGAAUAAUAGAGGAAACAGACAUAGCCGAGGAGCUGCCAGAAGAGAGGAAGCGUGAGCAGCAGGACUGCAAGGACACUGGCCGCGGCGGGGAGAGCAGUGCUGAAGGAGCUGCUGAAAAGAGCUCAGAUGAGUCCCUGGCAGAAGAGGCCUGGGAGGCACUGCCUGGGGAGUCUCAAGCAGUUGAACAGCAUGCACAAUCUCAUGUUUUGGAUGCAAUGGCUGAAGAGGAAGAUGAUGCCUACGACUUCAGUGCAGACUAUAUAUGAAAGAACCUUGUCAUCUUACAAGGGUUUUUGGGUUUGUUUUGACAUUUUGAGCAGACUGUUAUGUGUGUGAUGUACCAGUUUGUUACGUUAUGACGUAAGCUGUGUAAAUUCUGUGAAUGUGUACCAUGAUAUAUUCAUUUCUAAAAAUCAGGCAAUUUCUGAACUCCAUAAAAAGAUAGUUCAUCUCA
Molecule: messenger RNA, 1511 nt
Organism: Manis javanica (Malayan pangolin)
Lineage: Eukaryota; Metazoa; Chordata; Mammalia; Pholidota; Manidae
Source: RefSeq, a predicted model, not a curated record